This is a messenger RNA of Heteronotia binoei (common prickly gecko), 4004 nucleotides long. It is a transcript of the gene KLHL8, whose product is annotated as kelch like family member 8. Lineage: Eukaryota; Metazoa; Chordata; Lepidosauria; Squamata; Gekkonidae. Gene Ontology annotation, molecular function: protein binding. The transcript has 10 exons. Bases 199 to 2049 code for a protein of 616 amino acids. The record is from RefSeq and is a predicted model, not a curated record.
AGCGUCCGGUGCGCGUCCGGUGUUGUCGGCGGUGUUCUCAGUCCGUCGGGCAGCGCGUGCCUCGGCGUGGCGCGUGCAAGGAAUGAGAAGAGGGCACUGCUGCUCAGCUCUGAUUGUUUACCCUGAUUCACUUGGCAGGAUUUAUUUUGUGUCUUUUCAUGGAGACUGAUGACCAGCUUGGAAGGAGGCAACUAGCCGAUGGCUUCUGACUCCAUGGUCCCAGCGCAAGUGGAGCAUCGUGGGGUAAAAGGGAAGAGGCAGCACCAGCAGGAAAAGGCCCCUUUGAAUAGUGAUGGCGAAGAAGAAAUAUUUGUAUUUGAAGCAAAUGAAGCAUGGAAGGAUUUUCACAGCUCUCUCCUUCGCUUCUAUGAAGCUGGGGAACUUUUUGAUGUCACGCUGAAGGUUGGGUCAAAGUUGAUUUCCUGUCACAAGCUAGUGCUGGCUUGUGUUAUUCCUUACUUCCGAGCCAUGUUUCUUUCUGAAAUGGCGGAAGCCAAGCAGACAUUAAUUGAGAUCAAAGACUUUGAUGGUGAUGCCAUAGAAGAUUUGGUCAAGUUUGUCUAUUCGUCACGACUGACUCUGACAGUUGACAAUGUCCAGCCCCUCUUAUAUGCUGCUUGCAUUCUCCAGGUGGAGGUAGUGGCCAAAGCUUGCUGUGAGUACAUGAAACUGCACUUCCACCCUUCAAACUGCCUGGCAGUGCGAGCCUUUGCAGAGAGCCAUAACCGCAUUGACUUGAUGGACAUGGCUGAUCGCUAUGCCUGUGAACAUUUUGCUGAGGUUGUGGACUGCGAAGACUUUGUGAGUGUGUCGCCUCAGCACCUGCAUAAACUGUUGUCCUCCAGCGACCUCAGCAUUGAGAGUGAAAAGCAAGUCUACACUGCUGCUAUUAAAUGGCUUCAUGCCAACCCACAGCAUCAUGCCAUGUGGUUAGAUGAAAUACUUGGUCAGGUGCGUCUCCCUCUGUUGCCCAUUUGUUUUCUGAUGGGUGUAGUGGCAAAAGAAGAGAUUGUCAAGCAGAACUUAAAGUGUCGGGACUUGCUGGAUGAAGCAAGAAACUACCACCUACACUUGAGCAGUCAUACAGUACCAGACUUUGAAUAUUCCAUCCGAACUACACCAAGGAAACACACAGCAGGUGUUCUUUUCUGUGUUGGUGGUCGUGGUGGAUCUGGUGACCCAUUUCGCAGCAUUGAAUGCUACUCAAUAAAUACGAACAGCUGGUUUUUUGGCCCUGAAAUGAACAGUAGAAGAAGGCAUGUGGGUGUCAUCUCUGUGGGAGGUAAAGUUUAUGCAGUAGGAGGUCAUGAUGGAAAUGAACAUCUGGGAAGUAUGGAAAUGUUUGAUCCUCUCACAAAUAAGUGGAUGAUGAAAGCAUCUAUGAAUACCAAAAGGAGAGGGAUUGCGCUUGCCUCUCUCGGAGGCCCCAUCUAUGCCAUUGGAGGUCUAGAUGACAACACUUGCUUCAGUGACGUGGAGCGAUACGACAUUGAGUCUGAUCGAUGGAGUGCGGUGGCCCCAAUGAAUACUCCUCGGGGGGGAGUGGGCUCUGUGGCUCUUGUAAACUAUGUCUAUGCUGUUGGUGGGAAUGAUGGUGUAGCUUCCCUUUCCAGUGUGGAGAAAUAUGACCCUCACCUAGAUAAAUGGAUAGAAGUAAAAGAAAUGGGUCAGCGGAGAGCUGGCAAUGGGGUCAGUGAACUCCAUGGCUGCUUAUAUGUAGUAGGUGGCUUUGAUGACAAUUCUCCACUUACCUCGGUUGAAAGAUUUGACCCUCGCUGUAACAAGUGGGAGUAUGUGGCUGAGCUUACAACCCCCAGGGGUGGAGUUGGCAUAGCAACAUUGAUGGGGAAAAUUUUUGCUGUUGGCGGACACAAUGGAAACGCUUAUCUGAAUACUGUGGAAGCUUUUGAUCCCGUGGUGAACAGGUGGGAGCUGGUGGGUUCUGUGUCCCACUGCAGAGCUGGAGCAGGCGUAGCUGUGUGCGCUUGCCUUGGCAGCCAAAUCCGUGAUGUGGGUCAGGGAUCCAGCAAUGUGGUGGAUUGCAUGUGAAUUUGGGUUCGAGUCUGCAGUCUCUCUUAAUAUCGCAAGACUUCAGAAUCCCUAGGAACUUCCCAAAUCAAUAUUUGUAAAAAUUCAAAGGUGCUUUUGUUUGAGAAUCCAAGCAUUUGACAGCUGUUAAAGGCUUGGCAAAUACGGAGCAAGAAGUCCUCGAUGAUUGUUCAGUAGUAGUUCCAUCCUAUAAUUUAACUUUGGGGGGAGGGACAGCUAGGUUGUGCAGAAAUUACUCCUUGUAUAUUUUGGAUGGUUGAGCUUUUCUCGGACCUCUCUCCAAAAUCUUUGUACUUGACUGCUUAAAUCUCUUAAGGAUGUUCUGGUUAAAAGUGACCGCUGUGUUUUAUGAAUCAGCAUGUUGUAUUCUAAUGCUAUGCAAACCUGAACUAGCUCAGUUGACUCUGGCCGAAUGCUCCAUUCUUGGAUCUCCAAACCGUGUGGCGUUUAUAUCCUGCAUGCAUCCUUAGAACAUGACGAGAAGAUUCGCAUCACUGUAACUGGCGAGUAAUCAGGUAGGCGUCUCAGACAAUCAGUCAGCAGUUCACUUAGCGGCUGGCCUGUUUGGAUGUGUGUCUGGCCUUGGAAUGACUCUUCUGAUUUGUUGCACUCCUCAAACCACUUUGCCGGUUCUGCUUUGUGCUUCCAGAGUGACCAGAGAAGUUAUUUGUAUUAAUGACUCCUUGCAGCUGGAUCCUACAGCUCCCUUCCUCCAAGUCUUCCUGUGAAUGAGAGAUACUUUUUUUUUUUGAGGGAGAAGGAUAGAGGCAUGGCUGAAGGGAGGACUCAAAGACUGACCCAACAGGUAGCCAAAAAUUACAACGCUGGAAUUUGUGGCGAUUGUAUUAAAAACCUGUAUAGCAAAUGAAGUGGGAAUUCCCCCCCCCCCCCUAAAAAAACGUUAUUGCCUUGUGUGCCACCAAAUACUGUCACUCUCUUCAAGUCAGAGGAGAACACCUCAGUCAGAUAGUGACUUUGCUCAGAGGUAUAACCUGACACCAUGCAGUUCAGUACAGGACUCCAGGUUCCCUGAGAACAGGCUGUGCUGAGGGAAAUGUGGACCCUCCACCUGUAGCAGUUCAUCUGCACAUCCCUUGGCUUGCUUGCAGAUGGGCUGGCCAGUGUUCUGGAGUGCGACCAGCAGGGACCUUACCCGGUCUAAGGCUGGCUGAAAAGCAUCUUGCUCUAGUGACACUAGCGAGAAACAUCGUUAAAAUAUCCCUGGUGGAUUUCCUUCAGACUAGAAAUAGAACAUCCUUUAAAGCAAAGUAACACUGUGUAUUAGAGAUGAGCUUGCGUGUUUCAAUGUAGCCGGUCCUUGGCCCUUGUGCUCUUCCUUGUUGGAAGCCAUCUGGAUGCCUUUUUGUGUGUGUCCGUGUGUCAGUUUGCAUCGUGCUUUGUGCGUGCAGCUGUGUUAUGUGAGAGUAUGAAUAGCUGUAGCAUAAGAAUAAGCAUUCAGCCCUUGUCCUGGAGGCAAGUGGAAUCUGAAGCAGCAGCCGCUUACAAGGCAAGUAGUGGAAAGACCAUGCUUUCUCUUUAACUGAAAAACAGUGAGGCAUCGUUGCUUGGAAAAGAGGGCCUUGGAAAUGGCUUCAAGCACAGUUGCAGAGGAGAGCUGUAACUGGGGAGCUCUGAAGAUGGCUCUUGUGGGGAAGGCUAACCGAUCCAAAGCUUUGUUCCCCAGCUGUUUGGCAUGGAUGGGUCUGGUGGGUGGCAAGGGUAGCAAGAUGGUGUUUCUUAAAGAAACAGUUACGUCACGGUUCUCUGUAUUCAGCACCAUUGUGUGUCUGUUGUCUGAUCACAAAGCACACGCCACUGCUGUUCGGUACUACACUGCCAUUUUGCAAACCUGUUUUUGUAUUAGUCUGUGGUAUCCAGUGGACAAAAUGCAGAAUGAAGUGGUGAAUUGUGUUGUAUGAAAACUGUAGAACUUUGUAUUAAAAUGCAUUUAUUUA